Molecule: messenger RNA, 1494 nt
Organism: Archocentrus centrarchus (flier cichlid)
Lineage: Eukaryota; Metazoa; Chordata; Actinopteri; Cichliformes; Cichlidae
Gene: serpinc1
Product: serpin peptidase inhibitor, clade C (antithrombin), member 1
Exons: 8
Coding region: 1-1467 (488 amino acids)
Molecular function (GO): serine-type endopeptidase inhibitor activity
Source: RefSeq, a predicted model, not a curated record
AUGUCUCAAAGGUUGAUUUGUUGUUUAGCUGCUCUGCAGGACACUGACCUGAGUUCAGCUCAAACUACACACAUCUGCCUGUCUGAACACUCACAGCUCUACCUGCUCGAGAUGAGGACUCCUGAUUGCUUGUUGGCUCUGGUGUUCCUGCCAUUAUUCUCUGUCGCCAUCCCUCCAGACAUCUGCAGUGCCAAACCCAAGGACCUCCCUCUGGAGCCAUACUGCAUCUACCGCAGCCCCGAACCUGAGUCCCCCAAGGCUCCAUUGUUGGAACCCGAGGCAGUCCCUGAGUCCACCAACCCCCGAGUAUGGGAACUGUCAAAGGCCAACGGACGCUUUGCUCUGUCACUGUACAGACAGCUGGCGCUCAGCAAGACCCCCGAGUCCAACAUCUUUAUGUCCCCCAUCAGCAUCUCUACUGCAUUCGCCAUGACGAAACUCGGAGCUUGCAACGAGACGCUGAAGCAGAUCAUGGAGGUGUUUGAGUUUAAUACCAUCAAAGAAAAGACAUCAGAUCAAGUCCAUUUCUUCUUCGCCAAACUCAACUGCCGUCUGUACAGAAAGAAGGGCGAGACCACUGAACUAAUAUCUGCCAACCGACUGUUUGGAGACAAAUCGUUUGUCUUCAACGAGACGUACCAGAACAUUAGCGAGACUGUGUAUGGAGCCAAACUGCUGCCUCUCAACUUCAAGGACAACCCAGAGAAGGCCCGGGUCACCAUCAACAACUGGAUUUCCAAUAAGACAGAGAACCGGAUUCAGGACACACUGCCGCUUGGGUCACUGGACUCCACCACAAUCCUGGUGCUUGUCAACACCAUCUUCUUCAAGGGUCAGUGGAAGAACAAGUUUGAUCAAGACAACGUGUUCGCCGCAGACUUCCACGUCAGUGCGGGUCACACCUGCUCUGUCAACAUGAUGUACCAGGAGACCAAGUUCAGGUACAACUACUUCCCCGAUGAGCACGUGCAGCUGCUGGAGAUGCCAUAUCGUGGAGAUGAAAUCACCAUGGUCAUCAUUCUGCCAAGCAGAGGCACUCCACUCAGUAAGGUGGAGGAGAGUCUGGACCUGACAAAACUGAACAGCUGGUUGGAUCAGAUGAAGGAAACGUCCGUCUCUGUCAACAUCCCCCGCUUCAAGGUGGAGGACAGCUUCAGCUUGAAGGAGAAGCUACAGGCCAUGGGGCUGACUGACCUGUUCAGCUCUGAGAAGGCCAGCUUGCCAGGGAUGCUGGAGGACAGCAGUGAUGGCCUCUAUAUCUCAGAUGCCUACCAUAAAGCCUUCCUGGAGGUGAAUGAGGAGGGCAGCGAGGCCGCAGCAGCCAGCGCCGUGGUCGCCGUUGGACGAUCAAUCAAUGUGCACAGGCAGGUUUUUCUGGCCGAUCGGCCUUUUCUGCUGCUCAUCAGAGAGUCGACCAUCAACACGCUGCUGUUCAUGGGCCGCGUGGCUGAUCCGUGCAACCAAUAAAAACCAGCAGAUGUGAUCACUGUCAAA